This is a messenger RNA of Lactuca virosa, 273 nucleotides long. The record is from the annotation of a GenBank genome assembly. NCBI's taxonomy places the organism in Eukaryota, Viridiplantae, Streptophyta, Magnoliopsida, Asterales, Asteraceae.
AUGCCUCCACGAGUUGUCCCCGGAGGAACCGAGGCAGUUGAAGUCCGAUGUCGGGGCAGGUAUUGCUGCCGUUCCCAGCCAAUAACGUUGCUGCCGGAGUGUGCCGUCGGCCUCCCAGCAGCGUUGCUAUUUCAAAUCCUCGAGGAGGACACGAGCAGGCGCCUCCUCCUUCCGUUGCUGUUGUUGUCGCGGUUUGCUUCGCCGUACUGUCGCCGUUGCUGUUGUUCUCUUGUGUUGCUGCCGACGACGUGUCUAUCGCUGCCACCACCGUGA